AUGGAGGAGUACGCCCGAGAGCCCUGUCCGUGGCGAAUCGUGGACGACUGCGGCGGCGCCUUCACCAUGGGCGCCAUCGGCGGCGGCGUCUUUCAGUCGAUCAAGGGCUUUCGCAAUGCGCCCAGCGGCUUCAGCCGUCGACUGGCUGGAUCGUGGUCCACCGUGCGCACCCGGGCGCCCGUCAUUGGCGGCAACUUCGCCGUCUGGGGCGGCCUCUUCAGUACAAUUGACUGUACGAUGAUUUACCUGCGCAAGAAGGAGGAUCCCUGGAACUCCAUCACCUCGGGCGCACUCACCGGCGCGAUACUCUCAGUGAGAAAUGGAGCAGGUGCAAUGGUCGGCUCAGCAAUCAUCGGCGGCGUCCUCCUGGCGCUGAUCGAGGGCAUGGGCAUUCUCUUUAUGCGCUACACCUCAGAGCAGUUCAAGCCCCAGAAUCCCCUGGAAGAUCCCACUCAGCUGGGUGCCGUCGCCGGUAUUGACGCCUCCUCGUCGACGCCACUCUCUGGCCCCUUUGCCAAUCCGCAGUAUCAGUAA
Molecule: messenger RNA, 534 nt
Organism: Rhagoletis zephyria (snowberry fruit fly)
Lineage: Eukaryota; Metazoa; Arthropoda; Insecta; Diptera; Tephritidae
Product: mitochondrial import inner membrane translocase subunit Tim17-B-like
Biological process (GO): protein import into mitochondrial matrix
Cellular component (GO): TIM23 mitochondrial import inner membrane translocase complex
Molecular function (GO): transmembrane protein transporter activity
Source: RefSeq, a predicted model, not a curated record